AUAUAACUUUUCCUGACAGAACUAGAAGAUGAAGAUGAUAGGCUCCGCUGCUGAGUACUAGCAUUGACGGAUCAGGCUUUGACUACGACUGGGAAAGUAGAGAGUGGUAUUGUAGUGCCCAUCUGUACAGUGAUGAUUAUGCUCAUACAUAUCAAGAAAAACAUUCAAAGAAAUAUGAUUUGCCCCUGUUCUAUCUAGGUUCUUUUGUAUUUUCCACAUUUAAGAAAAAGAUUGUGAAACCGAGAAGACACGGCGAACAAAAUGAGGAGACUCAUCCUGUUACAAUUGUUGAGCGUGGCGUUGGCGAGCGAAUGGGUCGCUUUACUUUGCGGGGGCGCGGUGCUCGAGUUGUCACGAUCAGGAAGGCAGGCACAUCCUGAAGGCGAGGGAGGUGAAGAAUCUUCUCCACUUCUGUCACAAACUCCUCCGCUACCAAGUAGUACCGCCAGCAGCGCUGCAUCGGCAGGCGGCACUGCUGUGCAACCCGUUGCAAGUAGUCGUGCCAGCGCGACCCCAAUCGUAGUACACGACCACAACACCGGUGGGCGAGAAGAAAGAUUCCUCGCGGAAGGGGAAAUAUCAGCUCAAGAUGGACCUUUACCAGUCCUGCUCGGACGGCACACACUGGGACGAGGCGGAGGAAGGGGACGCGCUCCAGGAGGACGCGGAUAUUUGAUGCAGCAGCGUGGAGUAGUCGCGCCACCGCGAGCACCAGAAGCUCGACCGCAUGCACUGACAAGCGACCAAAUAAAUCAGGCCCCCCUCCUCGUCCCCGCAGGGAGAGGGCGAGGACGAGGAGGGAACCUCGUUCCAACACCUUCGCCGCAUCUUGGGCCCACCAUUCCACCCAAUGCGGUUCUUCCUACAACCACGGAAAUCGCUCUUGUGGGACGUCGUGCUGAUGUUGCUCCUGCAGCGGCUAGUAGUACAGCACGAUCAACACGACCCUCAGCGAGUUCAUCCUCGAGCGGGGGAUCUUCGCAGCAGAAUCUACUUCUACCGAGUAGAGGACCUCCAGAAACUACUUCUGCUCAACAGCACACACACGACCCGCAGCCUGCCAGUCCCCCCGCCACCUCCCCCUCGUCAACGGCGGCAGGGAUAAUUGCAGCAGGUUCUUCAGGUACUGCUACUACUACGUCCGAUGCAACAAACCGAGUACUACAACCUUCAAGGACGAGUUCAUCUUUUUGCUUUGACUGUUUCCGUACCUGUUUCGAUUCGCUCUUCGGCACCUCUAACUCAGGGGGAGGUAGAGCAACCGCUGCUAGUACUGGUUCUGGAUCUUCCCCUCCAGCAGCUGAACCCGGCGCCCCGGAGAACUACAACCAGCGGGGAGGAGGACGAGGACGAUUUUUUUUCCGAUUGCCUCGUCUUCCUGCCUGGUUGCGGUCCCUGCCAACAUCUGUGCGCAGGUCAACUAGUGCUAUCGCAGGUCAAGAAGAACCAACAUCUCGGCACCACGCGCACGAACGUCCUCCAGAAGGCCAACCGCCUUAUACCCAAGCCGCGCUCGCACGAUUGACGGAAGCAGUCCGAACUGGGCCGGCGAUGCAAAACACGCUGGACUUUCAACAACUAGAUGCAGAAGCGAGGCGAACGAUUGACGAAGCCGUGGCGAAGUUGGUUCAUGUUGUAAACCCGCAAAAACAGACGUUUGAGCGCUUGACUCGUGCCUACCGGGAAUUUCGAAAGGCCGUGGUCCUUGCGGACGUCAUGAACGGAUGCGGAGUUGUAGAUCAUGAAAACUACAAUGCAGCAGGAAGUUCUACUACUCCACAAGUUGAUGUUCACGGCAUCACCGGCUGCUGCGGAACACGGUACGCCAGCCGGAAAAAAUUUUUGGAAACAUUCCCGCUCAACGGGAGCAAAGGGUUUCCACAUAACGCGAAGGAGCCCUGUCCACACUGCGGAAAAGAGGUCUUUUACUCCACGCUAGUACCGGACGGGGAGCGACACGAUGUGGAGGAGAUGAGGAGAGGACAGCAUGGGCCGCGGAGUGGGGAUCAGCAUGGAGAACAAAACGACAUUGUGCGGGUCAAGAUACAACCGCUGAUACAGAAAUACCAGGCUUACAAGCCGCACGCCAACGACAUGGUCGACUUUAUCACGCCGAAUGAUGUCGCGAGAUUCUUGCGAAAGCGACAGGAGUCAUCGGGUCUGGCGUUUCCGGACACUGAGUUGGUGGAGGAGUUGCAGAACCAGAUACGCAAUUUGAGGGAGCUUUUAGACGACGAUGGCCGAGGUGGAUGAGGAGGUUGAGGAGUUUGGGAAGACCGUGAUCAGCCGGAUUUGAUUUAUUUCAUUUGUUGUAGUAAGUAUGAGGGUUAGGUCAUUGUGUGGCACUGCAAGCCUAUAGGAGCAACAAGUACAAAUGCUAGUUCAUAUGCUUCUUUAUCUCCCUCUGAACCUGAAGUACAGUGUUUAUAAAGACUAUAUUUGCAGCGGACGAACACGAAAACGAAAUAGGAAUAGCACAAGGUAAACCGUAGCUGCUUUUCUGUCAUACAUUGACGACAUUUUUGCGGAGUCAUGUUUUGGUCCUUAUUUCAAAUUCGAUAAAGACCCAGCAGCUACUCGCGUCAAGAUUGGACCUGUCCAUUUCGGCACCUUAGGUGCGGCAAAUUGUAACACCAAUUUGGUGAAGCAAAGCCUGACCCUAAACAGUGCAUGCGUUAACUUAUGCGGACUACAGCAUCCAGCUCCAGGCUCUUCUGUUUCGUAAAU
Amoebophrya sp. A120 is the source of this 2727-nucleotide messenger RNA. The record is from the annotation of a GenBank genome assembly. NCBI's taxonomy places the organism in Eukaryota, Dinophyceae, Syndiniales, Amoebophryaceae.